Galleria mellonella (greater wax moth) is the source of this 5762-nucleotide messenger RNA. It is a transcript of the gene dor, whose product is annotated as vacuolar protein sorting-associated protein 18 homolog. The transcript is spliced from 10 exons. The record is from RefSeq and is a predicted model, not a curated record. Gene Ontology annotation, molecular function: protein-macromolecule adaptor activity. NCBI's taxonomy places the organism in Eukaryota, Metazoa, Arthropoda, Insecta, Lepidoptera, Pyralidae. The coding region runs from base 354 to 3317 and encodes 987 amino acids. Gene Ontology annotation, cellular component: HOPS complex; endosome. Gene Ontology annotation, biological process: lysosome organization; endosome to lysosome transport; intracellular protein transport.
GAUCACAGAGACUAUGGUGAUUAUUGAAGUUAAAUAGUUAUAAGAACAAAAAUAAAACAAUUGUUUGUUCUACAUAUUUCCUAUAUAAUUUUAUAUCAUUUCGGAAAUAUUUAGUCGUCGACGGUUAUAAAAAAAACUUCAAUAAGAAUAUAUUAUAACAUGUUAAUAACUUGAAAUGAGGAUUCAAAGUUUGUGACAGUGUGUUGUGUUAUUGUGCAGUAUUUUUAAUAAUACAUGCAAACGAGUGUUGAAUAAGUGUAAAAAUUAUUUCGUAUGAAUGAUAUUUUCGUAAUUCAACUUUAAUUUUGUUUGCGUAUUCUGUAAAUUAACGUCAAAUUCGGCGAGUUGUGAAGAUGACUUCGAUUUUCGAUCAGUACGAGCAGGCUUCUCAGGUCUCCCAACGGGCCCAACCAGUGCCUGAGCCCAUGACAUCGUCAGGGUAUAUAAACAUGCAGUUAGACGACAAUACGCCUAUGUUUUCGAAGCAGAAGAUGAACUUUAGUCCAUCGGAUGUGAUAACUCAUGUUGCUGUUGCCAGUGACUACCUAGUGCUUGCCAUGGCUAAUGGGAAUCUAUUUAGAAUGGAUUUAAAGAAUCCCAAGGAACAUGAAGAAGUCAAAUAUUCAAAAUUUGUACAACCAAACACAAAGUUGACAGGAAUAUUUCUUGAUCCACUCGGCUAUCAUCUUCUCAUGGCAUUCGCUCCAAGAACCAAAGAUGGUGAUCCCGAGCUUGUUUAUCUCCACCGAAAGAGCUCCAAGCUGAAAUCUGUUAGCAAAUCCCGAAACUAUGAGGUCACCGAAGUCGGUUGGAAUUAUGAAAAUACAUCAGAUAUUACAACUGGACCUAUAUUGUUGGGUACCUCACAUGGACAUAUUUUGGAGACAGAGCUGGAGGUUGAUAAUGACAAAAGAUUUACAGCAAACCAACAGUAUUGGAGACAGCUGCCCAAUUAUCUGCCUCUAUAUGGAAGCAAGGAAAUUGAUGGAUUGAUCUUUGACAUUGGCCAAGGGGCAGAUAUGCCAAUAACUGGCAUACAAUUUCACAGGGUUGUCAACAGCAAUAAAUACUUUAUAUUUAUCACAACACCGACCCGAUUGUACCAGUUUAUUGGACACGCUAUAUCAACAGAUGGGAAGCCCAGUCUUCAGUCCAUCUUCUAUCAAUAUCUCACCAUGCCCGAUACUGGAUUUCAAGAGAUUCCAUCAACUUUAAAAUAUUCCAAACUUCAGUUCUUCUUCGAUAAAUAUGAUGUGCCGAAAACAUUUGCGUGGUUAACUGAACCGGGCAUAUUUUAUGGGCAGUUGGACCCAACAUCUCAACAAAACUCCAACUCUUUAUUUACGCAAGGUGAACUAAUAAACUUCCCACCCGAAUCUGAUUCCAAAGAGAAGGCGCCGCUUUGUUUCGUAUUAACAGAAUUUCACGCCCUAUUGAUGUACUCGGACAAAGUGAAAGCAGUGUCACUAUUAAAUCAAGAAUGUGUAUACGAGGACAGAUAUUCAGAAGCGCAUGGAAAGCUCAAAAGUGUAAUAAAAGAUCUCAAAAGGAGAACCAUCUGGGCAGUGACAGAUAAAUCUGUGUUCAGAUACAAAGUUGUCAGGGAAGAAAGAAAUGUGUGGAGGAUAUAUGCAAAUAAAGAACAAUUCCAUUUAGCUAAAGAGUACUGCCAACAGAAUCCAGCUCACUUAGACAUAAUAAACGUGAAAGAAGCCGAGCUAUUGUUCUCUAAAGGUGAUUAUGAAGCAAGUGCGAAGAUCUACGCAGAAACGCUAAGCAGUUUCGAGACUAUAUGCCUAAAGUUUUUGGAGGUGGAACAGGUGAACGCACUGAAGACGUACCUAAGCCGGCGAUUAGAGGCUCUGAAGGACGAUGAUAACACACUGAUAUCUAUGAUUGUUAUUUGGAUGACGGAACUGUACCUUUCGCAGCUGGGUGUGCUCAGGCGUACUGGAAAAGAUAAUACGGACGAGUACAAUCAAAUCCAGAGUGACUUCGAAGUUUUCCUACUCAAUCCGAAGGUGUCCAGGUGUAUGCAGCAUGUCAAAGCCGUUAUAUACGAUUUGAUGUCUUCACACGGGGACAAGCAGAAUUUGAUAAAGUUAACACUGAUAAACGAAGAUUACGAGAACGUGGUCGCACAGAAUAUUUAUAAGAAAUCAUAUCUGGAAGCGCUGAAUACGUUGAAGGAGUUACGGAAACCGGAUCUGUUCUAUCAGUUUGCUCCUGUAUUAAUGGAGGAAGAUCCUAAGCAUACAGUAAAUGCAUUAAUCUCACAGGGCCAGAAGUUGAGUCCUUCGAAGCUACUGCCUGCUUUUCUCUCUUGUGAAAAUGACGAAGCUCAUGUUUCGGAGAUUAUUAGGUACUUGGAAUUCAUGCUGCAAAAUUUUAAUGUGAAAGAUAAGGCUAUACACAAUUAUUUGUUGACUCUGUACUCUGAGUAUGAUCAGGCCGCCCUCAUGAGGUAUUUGGAGCGCCAGGGACAAGACAUUGUGCUUGUUAAUUAUGACGUUCAUUAUGCUUUACGACUAUGUCGCGAGAAGAAUCUCUCCGAAGCUUGUGUGAAGUUGUCUGCAUUGCUAGGACUAUGGGAGUCUGCUGUUGAGCUGGCUUUAGAAGUGAACCUAAAUCUCGCCAAGAGCAUCGCCAACCUUCCGGAAGAAGUGGAAAUGCAGAGAAAGAUGUGGCUGAAUAUUGCGGAACAUGUAAUUACUAAAAACCAAGAUCUGAAAGAGGCGAUGAGCUUCCUCGAAGAAUGCCCACUAAUCAAGAUAGAAGAUAUCCUGCCAUUUUUCAGCGACGUGGUCACCAUCGACCACUUCAGGGAGCCCAUAUGUCAGUCACUACAGGAGUAUAAUAUGCAGAUAGAAGAAUUAAAAGCUGAAAUGGAGGAAGCUACUCGUUCUGCUGAAUAUGUACGUUCGGAGAUCCAGUCGUUCCGCGGUCGCAGCGCGCUGGUGUCCGCAACGGACGUAUGCAGCUUGUGUGAUAUCGCGCUGCUGCUGCGCCCCUUCUACCUUUUCCCCUGCUCGCACAAGUUUCACAGUGACUGUCUGCUGCAUGAGAUACAGCCUAUACUGGGUCAGGCUCGUCGUAAAAAACUACAAGAUCUCCAACGCAAGUUAAGUGUAAUGUCCAACAUCGAGCUGCAGACGCGGACUUCUAGCGGUCUACCACUCAGGGAACUGAUCAAGAACGAGAUUGACGAUAUAGUGGCCAGCGAGUGCGUGUUCUGCGGUGAAUACAUGAUCGCGUGCAUCGACAAACCAUUCAUAUCGGACGAAGACUGGGACAGAGUUAUGAAGGAAUGGGAGUGAAUGGUUUGACACUUUGUUUUUUUUUUUUAAUUCUUGAUUGUACACACCAGUUAUAAGAAUAUGACACGAGGUAAUUAAUUGUGCAAAGAAGAGUUGAACUCUAAGUUUUUCUCCAGCAAACCCAAAGUGGAAAGAAGCAUCGAUGUCAGCGGGUAGAGCGGUGUACAAUAUUGUGACAAUUUUUAAACAAACUAGACAAAAUGAAAUUACAUUAUAUUUAAUCGUAUAAAUACACAUAUACAUAAAUAUAUACCUACAUCUAUGCGUAUAAUUAUCAUUUUCUUUAUCUGUACUACUAUAUUGUAUAAAAGGGAAGGAUUUGUUUUUAAUGGAUAAAAUCAAAAAUACUCAACCGUUAUUUAAAUUUUUUCAUCUAUAGUGAAGUGUUAUCAGUGAAUAACAUGCUAAAUAGAAUUUUUGAAAUUAAUAUUAUGCUAAGCCGGGCCGGAUCAUUAGUUGUUCAUAAUGAGGGCCGAAUUAUCUAAUAGGCUGUGUAAGCAACUGCCUAGAAGCCUCCCAUCGAUUAAGGGCCCCGUACCCUGACAUAUUUUUAUUAAGAAAAUUUCUUUAAGUGAUUUUUACAUUUGAGGAUUGACAAACUCGAGAAAAUAUUACUGCUUUGUUUUGACUUGGUAAUAUAUAAAAAAAAAACAGGAUAUUUUGUAUUAAUUUAAAAUAACAUAAUGGUGUUUUUUUUUUCUAAACGAUUGUCCCAAUGCACGCUGAUUAACCAUGCCGAGGCAAUCCCCGACAUGGUUAAUUUGUUCCUAAUUGAGGACGUAGUCUGGAAUUGUCACGCUUACUUUUCUAUAUGUUCUAUAUUAAUAAAUGAAAAGAUAUAUUUAUUACAAUUUGAAGAUUAAGUAGUCAUUAUGAUAUUUUUCUCAAACAUGCUUGGAAAUGUGAGCACUAUUUUGACAAUCUUCUUCGAGAUAAAUCAAAAUUGCCGUACUGGCCAGAUACAGGCAGGCGGUGGCCGGGAAAGGUUGUAUGAAAAUCCAUAUCUGUCGUGUUUUGCGACUAGAUAAAUUACUAUGUAAACUCAUAUCUGUCCUGUAAUUUAAAAAUGGAAUGACCUUUUACUUCGAAACAUGGCUACCAAGGAGGUAACUAAUAAAAGGUUUUUAUAUUUAAAUUUCGAAUUGGCUUACAAAUAGAAAGCUGUUCAUUGAAAAAAAAAAACAAAGGAACAUUAUGGCGCGUGAAAAAAUAUUAUUGUUCGUUAUUCGUCAUUGAACUUAAAAAGUAAAAUUGUGUUUUUGAUUUCCGUGCAUUGUUUAAAAAAUUACUAUACAAGCCUUGGCCACAACUAGGCAUUGAUGGACUCACGUAUGUGUGCCUCAGCCCAUAUUUGCAUCUGCGUCCAUCAAUGCCUCAGUUGCUGGCCACUGCAGUAAUGUACUAUUGUAUUAUAUUAAUUGUUUUUUAGUUUAUAUUUUCGACUGACUUCAAAAAGGAGGUUCUUAAUUCGAUUAUAUUUAUGUUUAUUACCUCAUAACUCUUGUCAGUUGUAAACUGAUUUCGAAAGUCUUUUUAUCUGAAAGAACUACAGAUGAUUAUAUUUAAUAUGUAUACUUACAGAUUUUUCUCAUAGAUAUUUUAUCAAAAUCGGUUCAGUUCUAGUUUUUAAAUCCGAACUGGUUUUGUUACAAUUUAAGUCGGUUUUUUUUUGAAACACAAUCUUAAUAAAUGUCCUCUUUAGUAACCUAAUUUAAAAAUAAUACCCCGCAUAUUCGCGAAUGGGGAUUUAAUAAAAUAAUAAAAAUAAAAAAAAAAAUAUAUCUCUUUUGUUUAGCAAUUUAGAACAAAAAUUAGUGAGAAAAUAUUGUUUUUGCUUUAUACCAUAGAUAUAUUGAUAAAAAAAUAUGUGUAUUUUUGUAUUGCCUGUCAUUGUUAAAUGUGUAGUUAAUAAGUACAUUACUGUAUUAGUUGCUUCCUGUGAUCAUUUAUAUAACUAUCCAUAUUUAGUAUUAGAUUUUAUAAUUUAACUAAAUGUAAAUAAUGUUAUCAUAUUUAAUCUGUAUAUACUCGAAAUAAAUAUUGGCUCAAAUCAACAAUUUGUAUUUAUUUUUAUUUAAAAAUAAACUAGCAUUAGCCUGCGACUACGUACGCGUAGUACAAGUGGCAAAAACAAUAGAAUGGGUCAUUUCUAGAUGUAACAUUUUUAAGUUCGACCUUCAGCAUAAUUGGAAAAUAUUACUUAAUUGUAUGCAGUAAUAUAUAUGUAAUGCUGAAUUGGACAAAAGUAAUAUAGUGAAAUUAUUGUUUUAGCCCCUAUUGCUCUUACUUCUAUGUUUUAAUUAUAACCUGCUAAGUUUCUUAAAUGUCUUCUAUGUAUCGAAGUCUAUGUGUAUGUAUAACCUUACUUCUUCCUAUCCUUAUCCCAAUUAUUAUUUGAGCUCGACAUAUAUGUAUGUCCUUAUAAUAUUAUAAACGUGAAAACGA